AUUGAACAAAUCAUUAUCAAAGGAUUGUUAGUAUAAUGAAUUUAAUGAAUUUAACUUGAUACUUCAUUAUCAGUUUUUAAGGAAAAAAUUUAAACUGUGCGAAAAUAGAACGCAUUAAAACAAGCGAACAAGCGAACAAACAAAUAAACGGAUAAUUAAACAGAAUAAGUUUGUAGAAAGAUUAAUUUGAAUUUUGUAUUGUAUUGUCUACGUACAAAUUUAAAAUUAUUCAAAACAAAACAAAACAAAACACCAACCACAACAAUUAAAACAAUGUAUAGUCAAUGUUCAAUAAAAUUUUUAAUGUUAAAAUGGAUUUACAAAAUUAUAUUAUGCUUUAUUUUAAUUCAUACAAUUCUAAUUUCAACACAUGGUGGUAUUGUAUCAUUUUGUUCAGAGCCUGAAACAAUUUGUACAGUAUUUCGUCCAUGUUGUGGAAGAGAUUGGGUAUGUAAUCGUAAAAGUUCCGCUACUGGGAAAUGUGUUCAAUGUGCACAAGCUAAUCGACCGUGUAUUCAUGCAAAUGAUUGUUGUCGUGGUGUAUGUAUUAAAGGUUCAUGUAAAUUAAUGAGAUUUUUUGGUGAAGAAUAAUUGAAUAAUUGAAUGAUUGUUUGAAUGAAUGAUUGAAUAAUUGAAUGAAUGAACAAAGCAUUAACAACAAAGCAUCUUUUUUCUCAUUUACACACAGAUUAGAUUUUAUUUCUUUGCAUUUUUUUUUGUUUUUGGUCAGAAAAAAAAAUUUAUGGAUA
Molecule: messenger RNA, 749 nt
Organism: Schistosoma turkestanicum
Lineage: Eukaryota; Metazoa; Platyhelminthes; Trematoda; Strigeidida; Schistosomatidae
Source: the annotation of a GenBank genome assembly